Messenger RNA from Schistocerca gregaria, 1568 nucleotides. Its product is annotated as myrosinase 1-like. Gene Ontology annotation, biological process: carbohydrate metabolic process. Gene Ontology annotation, molecular function: beta-glucosidase activity. The transcript is spliced from 11 exons. Lineage: Eukaryota; Metazoa; Arthropoda; Insecta; Orthoptera; Acrididae. The record is from RefSeq and is a predicted model, not a curated record. The coding region runs from base 25 to 1470 and encodes 481 amino acids.
ACAUUGGACUACUGACCACACAGAAUGCUGAAGCUGAUACUGCUGGCAACCGUGCUCGCCGUCGCUGCGGCACAGACGGCGGUCAACCAGUUUCCAGAAGGUUUCCUUCUAGGGGCUGCCACUGCAGCUUACCAGAUCGAAGGAGGCUGGAAUGAGGACGGCAAGGGAGAGAAUAUCUGGGACCACAUGCUCCACGAACACCCGGAGUAUGGUACAAAUGGUAACAACGGCGACGUGGCCUGCGACUCGUACCACAAGUACCAGGAGGACGUGCAGAUGCUGAAGGCGCUCAACGCGAACGUGUAUCGCUUCUCCAUCUCUUGGGCACGCAUCCUGCCCACUGGAGACGUUGACGUCAUCAACCAGCCAGGCAUCGAGUACUACAACAACCUCAUCAACGAGCUGCUCGCGAACGGAAUCCAGCCCAUGGUGACGAUGUAUCACUGGGACCUACCGCAAGCACUGCAGUACAUCGGAGGAUGGCCAAACCCGCUCCUCGCCGACUACUUCGUGGAGUACGCCAGAGUGCUGUUUGAAAACUUUGGAGACAGGGUGAAAUGGUGGAUCACUUUCAACGAACCGGCCAGUUUCACCGGUGGCUACGGCUCUUCUGGUCUUCAGGCGCCCUCGCAGAACGCGUCUGGCAUCGGUGACUACCUGGCCACACACACUGUUCUCAGGGCCCAUGGGCUAGUAUAUCACCUCUACGAUGAACAGUACAGAGCCACGCAGAACGGUAGCGUAGGAAUCACGCUCAAUAUUGCGGGAACAGAACCAUUAACAAAUUCGACGGAAGACUUAGAAGCUGUUGAGAGAAGCCUUCAGUUCGAAGCGGGCCACUACGCACACCCCAUCUUCAGCCAGGACGGGGAUUACCCAGCCAUAAUGCGUGAGAGGGUGGACGCCAACAGCGCAGCAGAGGGACGACCCCGCUCGCGGUUGCCAACUUUCACUCAGGAAGAGAUAGCAUACCUUAGAGGUUCGUCUGAUUUUUUCGGAGUGAAUCAUUACUACACGAACAUUGUGACAUCAGGGGAAUCUGGAAUAUCUCCAUCCAAGACAAGAGAUUCCGGCAUUGUCAGCACCGCUAUUCGGCCAUACCCGUGGGCGUUCCGCAACAUACUGAACUGGAUUGCUAAUGAAUACCCGGGUUAUCCAAUCAUUGUCACCGAAAACGGCUUUGCAGCACUUGGUUAUGGUGGUCUGAAUGACACCUAUAGAAUCAUUUAUUACAGGGCUUACUUGACGGCGCUUCUACAAGCUGUCAACACUGAUGGCGUUCCACUAAUCGGCUACACUGCCUGGAGUCUCAUGGACAACUUGGAAUGGAACAGUGGUUUCACCGUAAAAUAUGGACUGUACGAGGUGGAUUUCGACAGCCCGAACAGAACCAGGACGCCGAAGGAUUCAGUUGCUUUCCUGUCGCAGGUCUAUGGGAGCAGAGAAGUUCCUCAGGAUUACUUCUACUAAACUGUGCUUUCAACUGGUUACCAUAACUUUGCCUGGCCUCUUUUUUUUGUAUGGUGAUCUGUACUGAAGAAAUAAAGGACUUUCAUCACCGCUGUUAA